AUGUGGAAAGUUGUGGCUAGCGGUGUCGUAGUUUUCCCAGGUCUAUUCUGGGCGUUACGGAGACUCCUGCCUCGCGUGUACUGCCACUGGAACGAUGCGGACGUGGUGCUUGUCAGCGAAAGGCUGGUGUCCUCGGUCCACGCGCUCAUGGCCACCGCCGCUGGAGUGGUUAUCGUGGCGUCCUGUUGGAACAAUGUCAUCCACGACAGGCACUGGCUGGCCACAGACUUCGUGGUGUACUACGGCGUCCCGUACAUGACGUAUGACAUCGUGGCCAUGUACCUCAGCCACUACCACCGCUUCAGGGUCAAAGGCCACGAGGAGUACCAGCAGCACUCGCUCCGGACCAUCGGCUCGUUCGUGAGGAGAGAGUUCCUGCUGGUGCUGCAUCACAUCGCGCUGCUCACCAUCCUCCUGCCCGUCACGCUGUUCUCCAGGAAGGACCAGGGCGACUUCUUCAUCGGCUGCUUGUUCCUCACGGAGGUCAGCACACCCUUCGUGUCUCUGGGCAAAAUCCUCAUUCAGCUGGGCCUGCAGGAGGGCAGCGUCCACAAGGCCAACGGGGGCAUGGUCCUGCUCACCUUCUUCCUGUGCCGCAUCGCCCUCUUCCCCUUCAUGUACUGGAUGUACGGACGGCACUACAGCCUGGCCCUCCACACGGUCCCUGCACACCUGCCCCUGGCCACCAACCUGGGCAGCUGCUGCAUCCUGGCCCCUCAGCUGUACUGGUUCAUUCUGCUCUGUCGGAAAGGCUACCGGCUCUACCAACGCAGCCGGCAAGCCUCACCCACAGGGGGCGCCAAAGACAACUGA
Molecule: messenger RNA, 813 nt
Organism: Knipowitschia caucasica
Lineage: Eukaryota; Metazoa; Chordata; Actinopteri; Gobiiformes; Gobiidae
Source: the annotation of a GenBank genome assembly